AUGGCAUCCUUGGCCAUACAUCCACCCACAGCUGCAUCUUCAUACAACGACCACGGCCAGGACCAUGAGACAGCGACACUACCGCCACCAACCCAUAACAGCAAUGUCGUUGUCUUUGAACAGACCAUCGACGUGGACGAGGAUGUCACCGACUUUUUCAACGCGCGUUUCAACUCUCGAGAGGACCUUGCCAAUAUCAAGAGCGUGCUCCAGAAACAAGCUUCCAUUGGAAAUGAACUUAACCACAAGCUAGAGGAGAGUAAGAAGAAGACGGCACAGGCCUUGAAGACGGCCCAGAACGUGUCAAAAGCCUCGUUGGACGGUCUUCAGAAUCUGGAAUCAUCGGCACUCGACUUGGAGGAGCAGAUGGAGCACUCGGAGGCAUUCGCGUCAGGAAAGAAUAACAAGCACGAUCAGCGCUCGUUGAUCGAGGAACUGAGUGACCUUCAGAGCCGUGUUCAGGCUUUGCAGGACGCGAAGCGCUACAUCCUCAUCAUAUCGCGCACACAACAGUUAAUUUCCGAGACAAGGGGGUUGCUGGAGAGUUCUACAAGUAAGGCACUGGUGCCAUAUGGCUCGCUGACCGAGCUGUUGCGAAGUGUCAAAACGACAUUAGGAGGAAAUAACACCAAACUGGAGGCGUUUUUGACAGCAAGCGUGGAUAGCCUCUUGCAGGAGUUGAAAGCCUCCUUGGCAAAAAAGUUUCAAGCAUCGCUGGACGCGAUUGGCUGGCCAAAGCCCAUCCCGGACGGGUUCGCCCUUUCAGGACAGCAACAGGACGACUUUGAAGGUGCUUUCAAGGAACUCAUGCUCCUCCAGGAACCAACAUUUGGACCUCUGGAUCGAUCGAACAACAAACCAUACCCACCACUUUUGGCGAUUGAGCAGAUGGCCGCACCCUUAAUCCUGAGAUUCAGGUACCACUUUGAUGGCAAGCGACCCACCAAUCGCCUAGACAAGCCCGAGUGGUAUCUGACCCACAUCUUGGAGCUGAUCAAGGACCAUUCGCCAUUUCUUCAAAACUUUGUCCAAGGGAUCGUGCAGGACACUGAAUACCGAGAGUACGAUGCAAAGAAUGAUUUCACUCGCCUGCUUCUGGGCGCUGUGGAGAGAAAGAUCCGUAACUCUGUGCCAGACAUGCUGUCAAGCCCAGAGAUUCUUUCGCACGCGAUCCAUGAAACGUUGCGGUUCGACAAGACUUUGCGCGAUUCAGAAUUGUAUAUCCCGCCUGGUCAGACCUCAGAGUGGCAAGGCACCGUCCAGAUGUAUCUCGACAACCGGGCAUGGCUCAAGACCUGGUUGCGCGCCGAGAAAGAAUUUUCCGUUGCUAGAUACACUCAAAUCAUGGAUGAUGAGGACGCUUGGCAACCGGCGUACGAGAGUUUGGGCGAGAAGGAUCUCAUUAUACCCACAAAAUCGGCUGAAAAGCUCAUGGAUCAUCUUGGGAUUGUUACUGAGCGCUAUAGACCACUCACGGUCCUGGAACACAGGACGUUUUUGCUUGACGUCCAGUUGGACAUUUUGAUCGCUUAUCAUCGACACAUCAGGGGACUUGUGGAUCAAUACGAGUCGAUGACCUACUCAUUUGUCAGAGUCAUGCCUGGCGCUGUUAGUGCCGAAGAGCUUGCUAGCAUGGGCGUGGAAGGACUCCGCAACCUCUGCCAAUGGCUCUUCAGCGUCGAAUACGUCAGUUCUAUCCUCAAAGACUGGGGUGAAGACAUCUUCUUUUUGGAGCUGUACAAAGAGAUUUCGGAGAGGACACAAAAGGUCGUGAACCCUAUGCAUUCGGAGAACGAGGACUCGGAAGCUGAGGAUGAGCCAGACAAAAAGUUGGAUGAGAACGGAACCAUCUUUGACGAGUCUAUCCGGGGGUUCACACAGCUGUCCAAGAGAAUCCAGGACCUUAUUACCAGGAACGCUACCGAGGAGGUCUUUAGCAACAUGAAGCCCUACAUCUCCCUGGCAUCGUGGCCACAAAUCGAGUUUUCGAUGGUCGAUUCACGUCAACCACACUCUCCAACCCAACAGGACCAAUACUCAUCAUCCUUCCAAGAGAGCAGCGAUGAUGUGUCACCAGAACUCUACCAACCUCUCAACAUCCUCACCCGCUCCUUCGAAUUCCUCGCAACAACCCUCCCCACAAAACACUUUACAAACCUCUACCGUCAAAUCUCACUCGAGAUGCAAAACUAUCUCUGGCAGAGGGUGGUGAUGAAGAACUCGUUCUCUGAACUUGGAGGACUACAGUUUACGAGGGAUAUCCAGAUUGGACUUUGGGGUGCCGGGCGGAGAUGGAUAAAGAAGCCGGAGAAUUAUCAUCGCAAAUUGAGGGAUGCUUGUAUCUUGUUGUCCUUGCAGAGCGCCAAAGCCAACUCUCCGCCAUCUCUUACGUUUGACCAAGACGCACCUUCCAGGCAGCGGCAGCCGGUGUAUGCAAAGAGGACGUUGGCGCAGAUUAUGGCGGUGUUGUUUGAUGAGGAUUUGGGGCAGGAUGUUGUCAGGGCCAAGUUGGAGGAAAUUGGGGUCAUGCACUUGGGGUUGACGGAGGCGAGAGAUGUUAUCCGCCGGCGUGUUGAGUGCUGGCGGUGA
This is a messenger RNA of Linnemannia hyalina, 2589 nucleotides long. Lineage: Eukaryota; Fungi; Mortierellomycota; Mortierellomycetes; Mortierellales; Mortierellaceae. The record is from the annotation of a GenBank genome assembly.